This is a messenger RNA of Coffea eugenioides, 2601 nucleotides long. Its product is annotated as LEAF RUST 10 DISEASE-RESISTANCE LOCUS RECEPTOR-LIKE PROTEIN KINASE-like 1.5. Lineage: Eukaryota; Viridiplantae; Streptophyta; Magnoliopsida; Gentianales; Rubiaceae. Bases 470 to 2470 code for a protein of 666 amino acids. The record is from RefSeq and is a predicted model, not a curated record. Gene Ontology annotation, molecular function: ATP binding; protein kinase activity. The transcript has a single exon. Gene Ontology annotation, biological process: protein phosphorylation.
AACAGUAGUAGUAUCUGAAUAGAUAGAGAGUGAUGAAAGAACUUUCGCUUCACUUCCAUCUUCAUCCUUCUCUACCCCUAUUGAGCCAUUGUACAUUCCAAAGUGAAGCACACUCUCGCAAAGAAGCAUGCCAUCAAUAUCAUAUUUGUGAUUCCUUCCACGUAGAAUAGAAUAGAAUACAAGCGAAAAGGUGAAGUUUUCAACUUUGGCCAAAUUUCCACGGUUUUGGUCUCCUUAGCUAGUGACCAUUCCUUUUGGGGUUUUGUCUUCACCCCAUUCUCUUCACGUGCCUCAGACACUUGACUCCUCUCUCUUCCCUUCCUCGAGACCUCCCCACUUCUCUUCUUGUUCUCACAUCGGCGGUGCCACCACAAACGACCUAUGCAGUCAACCCAAAAGGCCAAAACUAGAUCAAGAUUUAGAUCUUCCUCUCCUCAUUCAUGACUGUGCUUCGCAGUUGGGCUCCACAAUGUCACCCGCGCCACCAUUAAAACCACCAAAGCCACUCUCUCUGCAACCGCGUUCGGCCGCCACCACCACUAUCUCUCUCUUUCUGCUCUUCCUCCUCCGCCUGCCCUCCUCGACAGCAGCUCAUAUUUGCUCAGAACUUCCCUCCGAAACAGCCAAAUAUUCAUGUCCACCUUUCACUUACGCCCCGUCUUUUCCUUUCUCCUCGCAUCCUGGCUGUGGUCAUCCAUCCUUCCAAGUCAAAUGCUCACUUCCACAUGCCAUCAUUUCCAUCAAUAACCUCACCUUUUCCCUCCUCCACUAUGAACCCAACUCCCCUUCUCUCGUCCUCUCCCCUGCAACAGUUCUGCCGCCAUCUUCACACUCCAAACAAAAUUGCUCUGUUCAGCAUACUCUGUUUUCCAUCCCCAGCAAACCAAUCUCCCUUGUUGGCUCCCCAUUUCGGUUAUCUGACUCGUAUUGCUCUAGACUUUCAGUCGUCAAACCUUGUCCACCUCCAAACCUUCCAAACUGCAGCCAUUGUUCUUGGGAAUGCAAACUUAUCAAGAACCCCGUAAACCUUCUUCCUGAAUGUAGAUCAGAACACCAAGAAGACUCUCAACAGGGAUGCCGAGGUGAUGUUCUGGGAUUUCUUGACAAUUUCUUGAAACUUGGAGUUGAAGUUGAGUGGGAUGAAGACCAAGAUAGCUACUUUACGAGCUGCAAAACCUGCAGGGCUAAUAAUGGCUUUUGUGGGUUCAAUUCUUCGGACCCUGGAAUGCCAUUCCUCUGUUUCAAAUCCCCAGCUGCACAAAUUCGUGAAAAAGGGGCCAACAGGAUUGCAAUCCUGUGCAUUCUUUUGUUGUUUAUGUGUUUCUUGAUCAUAUUUUUUGUUGCUACUGUUAUUUUCAGGUCUAGGCAAAAAGGAUUGGCCUCAGAAGAAGAUCCCACUAUUGUCUUCCUUCGGAGACACCGCUCAGCUAGUCUCCUUCCACCAGUGUUUACUUAUGAGGAGCUUGAGUCUUCCACAAAUCAUUUCGACCCAAAACGCAAAAUUGGCGACGGAGGAUUUGGUUCUGUCUAUUUGGGCCAGCUUAACGAUGGCCGCAGAGUGGCAGUAAAGCAUCUUCACAAGCACAAUUCAGGCAGAGCAGCUGGGGAAAAAGCAUUUUCGACAAAGUCAUUUUGCAAUGAGAUCUUGAUCUUAUCUUCACUCAACCAUCCCAAUUUAGUUAAGCUUCACGGCUAUUGUAGCGAUCCGAGAGGGUUGCUUUUAGUGUAUGAAUAUGUACCAAAUGGUAGUCUCGCGGAUCAUCUCCAUGGAGCGACGGAUUUAUAUGCAAAGGGCACGUUACCAUGGAAUCUAAGAGUUGAUAUCGCGCUACAAACUGCAAUGGCCAUCGAAUAUUUGCAUUUCUCAUUAGUGCCACCAAUUGUUCAUAGAGACAUUACCUCAUCAAACAUUUUUGUAGAGAAAGAUAUGAGAGUCAAAGUUGGUGAUUUUGGGCUAUCAAGGCUACUGAUUUGCUCAGAAACCACGACGGAGAGGGAUAAUUCUUCAGGGGGUGUUUGGACUGGUCCGCAAGGUACACCAGGAUACUUGGAUCCUGAUUAUCAUAGGUCCUUUUUGUUGAAUGAGAAGAGUGAUAUAUAUAGCUUUGGAGUAGUGUUGUUGGAGUUAAUAACUGGGAUGAGGGCCGUGGACCAGAGGAGGGAAAAGAGGGAAAUGGCACUGGCUGAUUUGGUCGUGUCAAGGAUACAAAUGGGACUGUUGCAUCAGGUUGUGGACCCUGUUUUGGUCGUAGAUGCUGAGGCAAUGGAAGGUGUUGGUGCUGUUGCGGAGCUGGCUUUUCGAUGUGUGGCAGCAGAUAAGGAUGACAGGCCUGAUGCUAGGGAAGUGGUGGCGGAACUGAGGCGAAUUAGGGGCCGCCCCCGUGUGGUUGCUGGCGGUGGUGCUGGGGUUUUCAGAUCGUCCAACUCCAGUAAUGUUGUUGUUCCAGAUAGUAUUGGAUUAACGAGCUAAAACAAGACACGUGAGCUUUGACUAUUGUGGAGUUGAGAGAUUGAUCAAAUUGUACGUGCCCGUAAUGUUCAUGACUUUGUUUACUGUGCAGCAUUUAAUUGAAUACCAGUGCCGGCCUGUGUGCCACUCGA